AAAUUUCAGGUGAUCAAUUAUGAUUAAUUUUGUAUGUUUGCUUUGUUUAACAAGUUUAGUAACUGCUGUUACAUAUCUUGAUGAUUGGGAUGAAAGCAAUGGUAUUAGCAUAUUCGAAUUGAGGAAAAGUUCAUUGGCAUGUCCAAUAAUUGUGGUUGGUGAGCAAUGUCCAGACGAAACGCCACUAUACUACUAUCGUUGUUGCGGUGAUUUAAAUAGUUCCUGUUGUUUUAGGCUUCAGGAUGUAUGCGAUCAAUUGAAGGAUGAUCAUGGCAGUAGUAAUUUAAAAAUUCGAUUCAAUUUAUCCAUUCUUUUAGGUGUAUUCAAUGAUUUAGGAAAAAUUAAAAUAUGA
Loa loa (African eye worm) is the source of this 352-nucleotide messenger RNA. RefSeq lists its product as hypothetical. The coding region runs from base 20 to 352 and encodes 110 amino acids. The transcript has 3 exons. The record is from RefSeq and is a predicted model, not a curated record. Lineage: Eukaryota; Metazoa; Nematoda; Chromadorea; Rhabditida; Onchocercidae.